Tetrahymena thermophila SB210 is the source of this 213-nucleotide messenger RNA. RefSeq lists its product as hypothetical. The record is from RefSeq and is a predicted model, not a curated record. The transcript is spliced from 2 exons. NCBI's taxonomy places the organism in Eukaryota, Ciliophora, Oligohymenophorea, Hymenostomatida, Tetrahymenidae.
AUGUUGAAUUUAUAAAAUUAAAAUAACAUAGAACUAGAAGAAAAUGAAGAUAGUUAAGACUUAUCAGAAUACUAUGUAGAAGAGCAUGCAGUUGAGAGCGAAGAAGAUGAUAAUGGCACUAAUGGCCAAAAUGAAUUCUUUGGCAUAACGAAUCCAAAAAAACUAAUAAUCUAAAAAUCGAUAGCAAGCCUGAAUAAGCAAACAAAACUAUGA